AUCUUUUUGUCAACAGAAGAUAGUCACGUAACGCUGGAUUGAUCAGUCUUUAACUUUCAAUACACUGCCCAUAUAGUUGUGGGUUCAUCUUUUAUAAUACAAUUAGAUAACUAAUAAGCAGCGCGUUAAUGUGGCCAGUGUGAUGGUAUUUCAUAACAAUUCAACUUUGACACCAAACACCCACUCACGUUGUGUGAGGACUGCUGAUGCUGUGUUGUUGUCAACCAGCUAGCAUCAGCUACGCCUACGGGCAAGCUGCUGUUAGCAUUUACGAGCUUGCUUCUUUUUCUCUUGUUUCACAAACAAGUGAUGGUAUUUUGUAUGGUAUUUAUAUUCGUGGAAUUCACGAAUAAUAAUAAUGUGCUGCAAAUAGCCAGCGACGUUCCCUGUAAAAGUCAAAAGCUCGACAUACCGACUUAUCAAAGUUUUGUUUGACUGACCAUGGAUCCGACUUGCAGUGCUUCGGCUGCUCAAGCUGGUUUAAGUGUCCAGGUGUGUUUCCCCGGUGCCCGUGCGGCUGUUUUGGAGAAUCUGAACCGGCAGCGGGAAGAGGGCAGGCUGUGUGACCUCUCCAUCCAGGUGCAAGGACAAGUGUUCAGGGCCCACCGCUGUGUGCUCGCUGCAUCCUCACCUUACUUUCAUGACCAGGUGUUACUGAAGAAUGUUACAACUGUUUCCUUACCCUCAGUUAUGGACCCAGUGGCCUUUGAGAGUGUCCUUAGUUCCGCCUACACAGGCCAGCUAAGCAUUGUGCUUGAUGACAUUGUUAACUAUGUCACUGUGGCCAGUUUUCUCCAGAUGUGGCAUAUCGUGGACAAAUGCACUGAGAUCCUGAAGAGGCCUCGGCCCCCAGCAGAUGUCGGCCCUGGAGAGACCGCUGCAGCUCACCCUGGCACUGCAUCUCGCCAGCAGUCCCCAAGCAGCACAGACUGCUUAUAUCUGGAAAGGGAGGAAAGAAGGAAGGAAAGAAAGCCUGAUGCCUUGCCUCCCUUAGCUACAUGGAGACGUCCACAGCAGUUUCCUAGAUGGGGACGGCCACGGCCUUCAUCAGCCCAGCACUUAGCCGACUCUCAACUGGACACCCUCCCUUGCUAUACAGAGAGUGAUUACACCAACUGGGAGGAGGCAUGGGUAUCGAGCCAUUCCAAAACGAGCCACUUUGCUCAUGAUGGACCUGGCCACAAUAGCCGGUACCAUGGGGGGGUCCCUUGUGGUGAAGCAUUAAAGCAGAAAGUCAGGUUUCAACAGCGAGCAACACCGCAGAGCGUUGUUAGACGGCUUGAUAAGAACAGAGAGAGCGGGGACAUUGAUGAGACACAAGAGAAGAGGAAGAAGGAGAAGAGAGAGAUUGAGGCGGAUGAGGGAGUUGGAGAAGCAGCAGGCGUGGAGAAGAAGGGAGGCUUUGGACAAAUGGGACAAUGCGCAGACUUCAACCCAAUUUCAAAUGAGAAUGUAGGACAAGUCACGGGCAAGGCGGGUGUGGAGGAGACAAAGGAAAAAGUGCAAAGAAAUUUGGUAGGAAGAGAUCCUUCUUCAGACCUGCCCAGUGAUCAGGCUUGCCAAACAGGUGAAGCAGUUCCGGGCCCUUCCUGUCCAGUCUCGGACCGACUGCAGUGGCAGACAAGUCCCUGGUCUCAACAAGACCAGAGGCCGCAGGAAGUAGAGGGUGGCAGCUGCAGUAAAGACGAGGAUGAAGACGAUAAGGAGGAGGAUGUGGACUUUGAAUGUUUCACAGAAGGGAUGUUUAGUAGAGACACAUAUGAUGAGAUUGAAGAUGGCACAGGACAAGUUUCCCAGAGGCCUUUAGUGCCUGUGUCUCCUGACUUCACCACGACAGGCUCGGAGGUGAACUGGCCCUCCACCAGCGUGGGACAGGGUAGCUCAUUGACUCCCACCUCAAGUCGCCAAUUGUCUCCAUCCUCUGCUGCAUUUCCGCCACCCUCUUCACCCCCAACGCCAUCUUCGUCCUCCUCAGUGUCCCUCGCUGGCGCCCCCUACACAGGCAAAGUCCACUUCUGCCACUGCGGAAAAGCCUACACCCUGAAGAGUAUGCGUGACCGGCACGUGAAGAUGCAGCACCUCAAUCUACGGCCCUUCGGUUGUCCCGUUUGCACAAAGUCCUUCAAGAUGAAGCACCACCUAACCAAGCACCUCAAGACUCAUGGAGGGCUGCGGCCCUAUGAGUGUGGCAUGUGUGGGAAAAAAGUCAUUUGGAGAGACAGCUUCCUCCGGCAUCAGGCCCGAUGUGAGAGACUUGCCUCCAGCGCCUCAGCUAACGGCAACAACGCCAGCACAGCUGCAGCGGAUAUGGAUGACGGCUACAGUUAUGGAUUUGAAGACGGGGGUGCGUUUCUUGCAAACGGAGGACAAGUGAAAGUCGAAGAGGUGGACUUUCACGGGGAGAUGGAGGACGGGAUGCAUGGCUUGUUGGGCAGUGUGUCUGGGAUUGUGGAUGAGCUAAGAACUCAGACACAAAACCUGGACGCCGGUAGUCAUGUUUUUAAAGAGGAGGCGAGUGAGAGCUUUUGUUAAAAUUAAACAUGAUUGUUAAAGUGUAUAUAAAUAAAUACAUGCAAGAAGGACAAUGAAUUACACGGUGACUUCAAAAGUCUGCGGACACAAAUCACUGAAGGCGUCUGAGCUGCCGCUUUUGUUUUCAUCCUUUUUAUGUGCAUUAUUUUCAUGUCUUGGAUAUUAAAGAAACAAGAAGAAGAAAAAAGGAGCAGUCGUGCUUCUUUCAAGUGAUCCUUUUUAAUGUGUGCUGUGCCAGGUAGCCUCAGUUCUUGUUUAGUGACGCUGUAAACUGAAUUUGAAUGCACUUCUUGAGCCAGAUCAAAAUUCAAUGGAUUUUGCACAUAAAUUAUUUGCCAUCAAUCUGCAUUAAAAAAUAAAUACAAGGGUAUAAAAAAGUUUUCUGUGCCAUAUUGAUGUAUCUUCCUUCUAUGUAAAGAGAAGACACCUUGGUAUAUAUGGUAAUAAAACCAGUUGUUGCAAUUUA
Molecule: messenger RNA, 2998 nt
Organism: Etheostoma spectabile (orangethroat darter)
Lineage: Eukaryota; Metazoa; Chordata; Actinopteri; Perciformes; Percidae
Gene: zbtb22a
Product: zinc finger and BTB domain containing 22a
Exons: 4
Coding region: 442-2532 (696 amino acids)
Biological process (GO): regulation of transcription by RNA polymerase II
Molecular function (GO): RNA polymerase II cis-regulatory region sequence-specific DNA binding; DNA-binding transcription factor activity, RNA polymerase II-specific; protein binding
Source: RefSeq, a predicted model, not a curated record